Molecule: messenger RNA, 957 nt
Organism: Eremothecium cymbalariae DBVPG#7215
Lineage: Eukaryota; Fungi; Ascomycota; Saccharomycetes; Saccharomycetales; Saccharomycetaceae
Gene: CNN1
Product: centromere-binding protein CNN1
Exons: 1
Coding region: 1-957 (318 amino acids)
Source: RefSeq, a predicted model, not a curated record
AUGCCUAUUCAAGAGCCGCCAAGUACCGGUGAAAAGACGCCUGUGAGGCAGAAUGCGGAGGAGAAACAGAGGUUGAAGGAGGAGGUAGUGCUUCAAUCAACUCCGGGUUGGAGAAGCGAUGAGCGUACUAAACUGAAGAGAUUGCCGAAGGAACCUGAACAAUUGAAGUCUUAUCUGAAGGAGUUGAGUUCUGUUUUAGUGAAUUUAAGUGAUACUUAUGAGGCGCCUGAUAGUGGGAAUGAUAGAUUAGAAGUGGAGGGAAUUGUUGAUGGAGACAAAAGUCGUGUUUUGAACCUUUCUCAAGAUGUAUUUUCCAGUCUGAGGGGGUAUAAUGAGAGGAAAAUACGACGGCUUAAUAGUUCUGCGCCAAUAGUUAUCGAUAAAAAUGAAGAAUCUAAGGUUGGUUUAUCUUUGAGGUCUUCAGCUUCUGAACAUGGCUUGCUUGAUAUUGGUAAACAGGCUAUCUAUGAUGUGGAAAAUGACUUGGAACUAAAUGCUAUUUCUUCUUAUUCUUAUUCUGAUGAAGACGGUGAUGAUGAUGAUGAUAAUUAUAGUGGCGGUAUGGGUAACAGUAGGAAUGAAACAGGUAUCGAUGCAACGUCAACAAAAUCCGACUUGAAUGGGGAAGGCGUACAGCCCCUACCAAUGGCAGUAUUGAAAGGCCUGGUGGCAACUACAAUUAAUAAAGAGAACUACAGUUUGCCACGAGAAUCUUUGAAGAUUUUUCAAGAACUAUCACUGUCACUUCUUGAAUCUGUUGCAAGAGAGCUAAAGUAUCUUACUAAAGAAGGACAUUCUUCAGUACUGGAUCGUUCGAUGUUGCUUCAGAUUUAUGAAAACCACCAUCUCAGAUAUCAUGGUACAUUAACUAACAAGGACUUGUUUCGGUUAUGCCAGCAGCAUCUUCCAUUAGAAGCUUUGAAUUCUAUAGAAAUUGCACUUUUUGGUAAUCAAUAA